Messenger RNA from Drosophila serrata, 2314 nucleotides. It is a transcript of the gene Kap-alpha1, whose product is annotated as karyopherin alpha1. Gene Ontology annotation, biological process: protein import into nucleus. Gene Ontology annotation, molecular function: protein binding; nuclear import signal receptor activity. The record is from RefSeq and is a predicted model, not a curated record. Gene Ontology annotation, cellular component: cytoplasm. NCBI's taxonomy places the organism in Eukaryota, Metazoa, Arthropoda, Insecta, Diptera, Drosophilidae.
CAAAACGUGUAAAUUUCGCAUCUUCUGUGCAUGAUUGAAACACGGAAAAGAUUCUCCUGCACAGAAUAUUAAUUGCCAAAUCGACGAUAUGUCCACCACUCACAAGCAGCGCUAUAAAAAUGCCGCCCUGGAUUCCACCGAGAUGCGGCGGCGUCGCGAGGAAGUCGGCAUCCAGUUGCGAAAGAACAAGCGCGAACAGCAGCUUUUCAAGCGGCGUAAUGUGGUGCUGGAACCAGCAACAUCAUCGACAUCAGCGGGAAUGGAAAGCAGCAGCACCAGCAGCGAGCAGCAGACUGCAGACAUGCACAUGGUUGACAGCAGUACAGGCCCAUCCCAUUUUCCCGGGCAGAACGAGGCAGCGGCCGGAAUGGGAGCACAGUUAUCCGUAAUCAACGAUGAGAUGAUUCAGAUGCUGUACAGCGGGCGGGAAACUGACCAGCUGGAGGCCACGCAAAAGUUCCGGAAGUUGCUAUCCCGCGACCCCAACCCGCCCAUAGAGGAGGUUAUCCAAAAGGGGAUCGUACCGCAAUUUGUCACCUUUUUGCGAAACAGCGCCAACGCCACGCUGCAAUUUGAAGCUGCCUGGACGCUGACGAACAUUGCAUCGGGCACCUCGCACCAGACAAAGAUCGUGAUCGAGGCCGGUGCUGUACCCAUAUUUAUUGAGCUGCUGUCCAGUCCCCACGACGAUGUCCAAGAGCAGGCUGUUUGGGCGUUGGGCAACAUAGCCGGCGACUCGCCCAUGUGUCGGGACCAUCUGCUUGGAUCCGGCAUACUAAUGCCUCUCCUGCACGUUCUGGGUAACUCGGAACGUAUUACAAUGAUACGGAAUGCUGUAUGGACACUCUCAAACCUGUGCCGUGGGAAGAAUCCACCCGCAGACUUUGCUAAAAUCGUGCACGGCCUGCCCAUACUGGCACGUCUACUGGACUACACCGAUGCGGAAGUGCUCAGCGACACAUGCUGGGCCAUUAGCUACUUGUCCGACGGACCCAAUGAUAAAAUCCAGGCUGUUAUUGACGCGGGAGUUUGCCGUCGUCUCGUUGAGUUGCUACUGCAUCCACAGCAGAACGUGAGUACAGCUGCCUUGAGAGCUGUGGGCAACAUUGUGACGGGUGAUGAUCAGCAGACCCAGGUGGUGUUGGGAUUCAACGCUCUGCCUUGCAUAAGCCACUUGCUGCGAUCGACGGCGGAAACCAUAAAGAAGGAGUCCUGUUGGACCAUCUCAAAUAUUGCUGCCGGCAAUCGGGAGCAGAUCCAAGCCAUCAUCAAUGCCAACAUUUUCCCCCAGCUGAUGAUUAUCAUGCAAACUGCUGAGUUUAAGACACGUAAAGAGGCCGCUUGGGCCAUUACCAAUGCUACCAGCAGCGGCACCUCCGAGCAGAUUCACUACUUGGUAGAGGUGGGCUGUGUCCCGCCGAUGUGCGAUUUCCUCACCACCGUCGACUCUGACAUUGUUCAGGUGGCGUUGAAUGCACUUGAGAAUAUUUUAAAGGCCGGUGAAAAGUUCCAGGUGCGUCCGAAUCCCUACGCUAUUACCAUCGAGGAGUGUGGAGGUCUCGAUAAAAUCGAGUAUCUACAGGCGCACGAAAACCGCGACAUAUACCACAAGUCCUUCUACAUAAUCGAACAGUACUUUGGCAACGAGGAGGAAGACAGUCGAGUGGCCCCCGUGGCAGGAGAGCAGCAGUUCGAGUUCGAUCCAAACAACAUGCCCAGCAGCGGCUUUAACUUUUAGCAACUGACCGAGCGGAAUAUAAUCAUGUGUGAUUACAUCCUAAAACACUCAAAACACAACAGAAAGCGGCGGCGGCGACUUUCUUGCCGGUAUCUGAGAAGCGAGCAGAACAGGAAAAAAAGAACACGAAACAUCGGCAGGAGGUGGGCGGACAAUGCCUGAGUGCAGUCACUACUAGCAUUUAAGAAAAAGUUGGUCAUUUAGUCGACGCGAUUUUAUGUUUUAUUAGUUUCUAACACAUCGUCGUCGCUCGUCGUAUACAUACAAUUUUAUUUCUGCGAUUUAUUAAUUUUACGCUUUCAAACUUGCAACGCGGUCUAGGACCAGUCAUCAUGACCUUACUCGAGCAUUUCUCCUGCUAGCGAGAUAGCUGACACUUAGUUUAUAUAUAUGUACUACCUUAAAACGUUAUAUACAGUCUAAUGUAUAUAAUGUCUUUGCUUUCUUAGCAUGAGUUUGUAAAUAUUUUUGAUUAAGCCCAAUUAUGUACGUUGAGAGCCUUGUCUCGGUGUUGUUAUUAUACAUUCAUACAAACAAACGAACGAACCAAAAGGAACUUUACUAUAACGAUAACAA